GGAAUUAACUUCAUCCCUCAGCACCACAGACAGCAUCCCAAAAAUACGGGCCGUUGCCAUGAGAGCGCUGAGGCAAACGCUGCUCGGAGACACAGCUAGUUACAAAAGGAGGACCUUGAAAAAUCUCUGAAAAGCCCCCACUCUGAGGAAAUAGUAAACAACCACCUAGCCCAAACGUUGGCGUGGCAACGGUGCGGCCUUGCCCAGAAAGAAUCACUCCUGGGAAAUACACAGUAACCUGCCAACGAACCAUUGGACCAGGAUGCAACCCACCAACGAACCAUCGGACCAGGGUGCAACCCUCCAGCGAACCGUCGGACCAGGGUGCAACCCGCCAACAAACCAUCAGACCAGAGUGCAAUCCUCCAGCGAACCGUCGGACCAGGGUGCAACCCGCCAACAAACCAUCAGACCAGAGUGCAAUCCUCCAGCGAACCGUCGGACCAGGGUGCAACCCGCCAACAAACCAUCAGACCAGAGUGCAAUCCUCCAGCGAACCGUCGGACCAGGGUGCAACCCGCCAACAAACCAUCAGACCAGAGUGCAAUCCUCCAGCGAACCGUCGGACCAGGGUGCAACCCGCCAACAAACCAUCAGACCAGAGUGCAAUCCUCCAGCGAACCGUCGGACCAGGGUGCAACCCGCCAACAAACCAUCAGACCAGAGUGCAAUCCUCCAGCGAACCGUCGGACCAGGGUGCAACCCGCCAACAAACCAUCAGACCAGAGUGCAAUCCUCCAGCGAACCGUCGGACCAGGGUGCAACCCGCCAACAAACCAUCAGACCAGAGUGCAAUCCUCCAGCGAACCGUCGGACCAGGGUGCAACCCGCCAACAAACCAUCAGACCAGAGUGCAAUCCUCCAGCGAACCGUCGGACCAGGGUGCAACCCGCCAACAAACCAUCAGACCAGAGUGCAAUCCUCCAGCGAACCGUCGGACCAGGGUGCAACCCGCCAACAAACCAUCAGACCAGAGUGCAAUCCUCCAGCGAACCGUCGGACCAGGGUGCAACCCGCCAACAAACCAUCAGACCAGAGUGCAAUCCUCCAGCGAACCGUCAGACCAGAGUGCAACCCGCCAACGAACCAUCGGACCAGGGUGCAACCUGCCAACGAACCGUCAGACCAGGGUGCAAAUUCUUCCCUGGACACAAGGCUGGGUUGUCCUGACAAGGCUGGCCCUGAUUCUCGCAGAUUUAGGGCCAUCCUCCUACCUGGACAAUCGUAAGCAUCCCACAUGAAUGGCAAUGAGAAAUUCUGCUGGUACCCGAAUGGGCCUCAGAAACGUCCAUGUGGUCCCAAGCAAGGAGACCGAGGAGUAACAAGACGUGGCUAAGCACAGCGCACGAGACGCCUUUCAGUGUAUUCUGGUGCAUGUGGAAGGGACCUGACGCUGGGGGAGCAGAGAUCCGCGUGGGCGCCCUGGGCUACCCCUGCAAUAGCUACGUGUGGGGAGAAGACCUCUCCCCGCCAGCCUCACUCCAGCUACCUCUCACGGGGGCCUGCGCAGCGGUUUGGGUUGGGAACUUUUGGAAACUGGAGAGGGAGAGUCCACCAGCCCUGGGGGACAUUAAACCCUUGGGGUAUGUCUACACUACCACCCUAGUUCGACGAGGAGUACCGGUAGUUCGGA
Molecule: messenger RNA, 1633 nt
Organism: Pelodiscus sinensis (Chinese soft-shelled turtle)
Lineage: Eukaryota; Metazoa; Chordata; Testudines; Trionychidae
Source: RefSeq, a predicted model, not a curated record